This is a messenger RNA of Neoarius graeffei (lesser salmon catfish), 3116 nucleotides long. RefSeq lists its product as uncharacterized. The record is from RefSeq and is a predicted model, not a curated record. Lineage: Eukaryota; Metazoa; Chordata; Actinopteri; Siluriformes; Ariidae. The coding region runs from base 169 to 546 and encodes 125 amino acids. The transcript has 4 exons.
AGAAGCGGAAGCUGCGCGCGAGCUACCUGGUUGCCAGGACAACGCGGAUGAACUGCGUUGAAACGUUUAGUGAGAAUUUAUUUGAUGGAAAGUUAACUUUAUUUAUUGUAUCGUGUUUUUUUUUUUUAAUUUUCGACAGUAAAACGCCGAGAUGAUGUAGUUAAUACGAUGAUUAUAAAGACGGUGGAAUAUACGAGUGUGAUAAUGACGGCCGUCCCAUUAUGGGCUCUCUCCCUUCCACUCCCUGCCAUCAUCCUGAUCUCCGUUGGACUCUAUAUGCUGUUUCUUGCAGGUGUCUUAUGGUGCCAUCACUGUCUCAAGACCCAGUGCAAUCCUCAGUGUACAUUCUGCUGCCCGAGCGUAUCUCCUUUAGAGUACUGUCACAUGUGCGCUCAGUCAUGUGACUGCCGCCCACCGACUCUUCACACGUGCCUUGACCACUCCUGCCCCACUUCUAAUUGUGCCAUGUGGGAUUGCACCUGCACCCCUCAGCCACCGCAGUGUGACUCCAUCAACUGCUUAUGCUGCGAGAUCAAGUUCAAAUAGAGACAGAACGGAGGAUUUGUACAUUCCAAGUACAAAAGGUUUCCAGAGACCGAUGGAUCCAUCGAUGUGAUCAUGUGUUCAGAAGUGCAUUUGUUCUUAUGUUUACAGUGAGUACAGUAUGUGCUUCUUUUCUUCAUUCAUUGCACAUUUAGUUCAACACAUUCUUUUUGUUUCGAAUGCCUUCGUGAUUUAUGUUUACUGACAUUCCAUGCUUUUUUUUUCUUUUUCAUGUCAGUGUUCAGGUUCUUGCCUUCUUCUGAUCUUUAACCUAGUAAAGGCUUUGUUCCAGUGUUUAUUAACAGCAAACGUGAGAUAUUACCCGUGCUGAAUUUCCCACCGUUUAUACCAGCAUUAUAUAUCUAUAUCCAGUCUUUUUAAUUUAUCCAUGAGAUUGAAAGUUCUUAUAGCAAAGAAAAGUUGGGACACCGUGUAAAACAUAAAUAAAAACAGAAUGUGAGAAUUUGCAAAUCAUGGAAACUCGAUAUUUCAUUGAAAGUAGUAUAAAGACAACAUAUCAAAUGCUGAAACUGAGAAAUGUUAUUGUGUUUUUGAAAAAUAUAUGCUCAUAUUGAAUUUGAUGUCAGCAACACAUUUCAAAAAAGUUGGGACAGGGCAACAAAAGACUGAAAAACUAAUUUGGUUAAUUGGCAACAGGUCAGUAACAUGAUUGGGUAUAAAAAGAGCAUCCAAGAGAGGUGGAGUCUCUCAGAAGUAAAGAUGGGGAGGGGUUCACGCUCUGUGGGGUGGGGUGGUGGCAAACAAUUUAAGAAUAACGUUCCUCAAUGUAAAAUUGUAAAGAAUUUGGGGAUCACAUCAUCUACGGUACAUAAUAUCAUUAAAAGAUUCAGAGAAUCUGGAGAAAUCUCUGUAUGCAAGAGACAAGGUUGAAAACUGACACUGGAUGCCUGUGAUCUUCAGGCCCUCAGGCAACACUGCAUUAAAAGCAGAUACGUGUCUGUAGUGGAAAUCACUGUAUGGGCUCAGGAACAUUUCAGAAAACCAUCGUCUGUGAAAACAGUUCAUUACUGCAUCCACAAAUGCAAGUUAAAACCAGAUAUAAACAAUUUCCAGAAACACCACCACCUUCUCUGGGCCCGAGCUCUUUUACGAUGGACUGAAGCGAAGUGGAAAAUUGUCCCGAGGUCUGACAAAUCUCAUCUCAUCUCAUUAUCUCUAGCCGCUUUAUCCUUCUACAGGGUCGCAGGCAAGCUGGAGCCUAUCCCAGCUGACUACGGGCGAAAGGCGGGGUACACCCUGGACAAGUCGCCAGGUCAACACAGGGCUGACACAUAGACACAGACAACCAUUCACACUCACAUUCACACCUACGGUCAAUUUAGAGUCACCAGUUAACCUAACCUGCAUGUCUUUGGACUGUGGGGGAAACCGGAGCACCUGGAGGAAACCCACGCGGACACGGGGAGAACAUGCAAACUCCACACAGAAAGGCCCUCGCCGGCCACGGGGCUCGAACCCAGGACCUUCUUGCUGUGAGGCGACAGCGCUAACCACUACACCACCGUGCCGCCCCGUCUGACAAAUCAAAAGUAGAAAUUCUUUUUAUAAAUCAUGGACACCGUGUCCUCCAGGUUAAAGAGUAGAAGGACCAUCCGGCUUAUCAGUGUACAGUUCAAAAGCCAGCGUCUGUGAUGGUAUGAGGGUGCAUUAGUGCAUAUGACGUGGGUAGCUUGUACAUCUGGGAAGGCAUCAUUAAUGCUGAAUGAUAUAUACACGUUUCAGAGCAAUAUGCUGCCAUCCAGACAAAAUCUUUUUCAAGGAAGGCCUUCCUUCUUUUAGCAGGACAAUGCCAAACUGCUUUCUGCACAUAUUAAAACUGCAUGGUUCCGUAGUAAAAGAGUCCGGGUGCUAAACUGGCCUGCCUGCAGUCUAACCUGUCUCCCAUUUAAAACAUUUGGUGCAUUAUGAAGCGCAAGAUAUGACAAAGGAGACCCCAAAGUGUUGAGCAACUGAAAUUGAAAUGGGACAACAUUUCUCAAAACCUACAGCAACUGGUCCUCACAGUUCCCAAACGUUUACAGUGUGUUGUUAAAAGUAGAGGUGAUGCAACACAGUGGUAAACAUGCCCCUGUCCCAAAUUUUUUUGAAAUGGUGUUGCUGACAUCCAAUUCAAAAUGAGCAUAUGUUUUUAAAAAAAUUAAGAAUUUUCAGUUUCAACAUUUGAUAUGUUGCCUUUUGUACUAUUUUCAAUGAAAUAUAGGGUUUCCAUGAUUUGCAAAUUAUCACGUUCUGUUUUUAUUUACAGUUUACACAGGAUCCCAACUUUUUUGGAAUCAGGGUUGUACUUAUUCAGAUAUAUAGAACUGAGCUGACAAAGGGAACCGUGUUUUUGUGGUUCUGACACUUUUUUUUUUAAUCUGUCCAUUUGAAAUAAUAAGCAGAAGUCACUGUGUUUACAGUAAUGAUAUUGCACUUGCUGUGUCCUGUGUAUUUCUGCUGUGACAGCACUAUCACUAGUUUUCUAGAAUUGAUUUUAUGGAUUUCUUAUUUUAUUUUUGUAUUUGUGUGCUGUAUCGUCUUUAAACUGUUAAAUAAAUGUUUUCAUUUUUAAA